Molecule: messenger RNA, 3127 nt
Organism: Cylas formicarius (sweet potato weevil)
Lineage: Eukaryota; Metazoa; Arthropoda; Insecta; Coleoptera; Brentidae
Gene: ABCD
Product: ATP-binding cassette sub-family D member 1
Exons: 6
Coding region: 617-2899 (760 amino acids)
Biological process (GO): long-chain fatty acid import into peroxisome; very long-chain fatty acid catabolic process; peroxisome organization
Cellular component (GO): peroxisomal membrane
Molecular function (GO): ATP hydrolysis activity; long-chain fatty acid transmembrane transporter activity; ATP binding
Source: RefSeq, a predicted model, not a curated record
GAUUCGAUUUAAUUUAUUGUAUUGUAUUUAUUGUAUUUUAUAUUUUAUGUCAUUGAACCUAAGUCAAAAAGAUUCCUUUUUAAAUGUAAAAUGAAAACAAAAAAAAACGUUGUGGAGCAGAAAAUGACGAAACCUUAUAAGACAGGAUAUAAUAUUGUAAAUUUUGACAUCUACCUCACUCGUCCCUUACCUAUAAAUAAAGUACUGGUUGGUUUCACCCAGUUUGUCGAAAGCCAGAACAAUAUACUUUGAAACACACCAUACAUAGACGGAUUCUUUCUUAUCAAGAUUAGCUCAAUUGGGAAUCGCGUUUGCGUAAGAUCGUAGGCGAUUUGGAAAGCUUUUGUCGUUCCACGACGGGUUCAAAAUUCAAAGGUCAAUUGUGUGUUCCCAGUGGACCCAUCAACAGAUAAAGCUUCGAUAAGUAUCUAUUCUUAUUUAUAGUCAAUCAGUUGCAAAACUUAUACGAGAUUGUUUAUUUCGCGUCCGAAACAGAUCAGCAGGUCAACAUGAUUCAAGCAUGAUAACCUUCAAGACCAGAAAGAAAUCCCGCGACAUCGACGACCAGUCUGUAUACUGAUCCAUAAUCACCGACGAGCGACCAUUGACCAGCGAGAUGCCUUCCGUGGUGUCGAAAUUCCUCGAAAAGGGCGAAAAGGCAAUCCACGCCCAUCAAUCCGUAGUAUCGGGCGCCAUAAUAGGGGCCGCCCUGUGCGCGUACGCGUACAAGAUCGGGUACCCGCUGGUGGAAAACUACAUCUCCAAACCCAACAGUGAAACCGUCAACAACAUUAACAACAACGUCGUGAAGCCGGCUAUGCCGCCGCAACAGAAUGGCGACGCCAAAACUAAAUCGGCCAUGUCAAAACGCCGGUCCGUGUUCAAGAACGGCAUACCUAACCUCAAUCUCGCGUUCAUCUUGCAGUUCAUCAAGCUGGUGCGCAUCAUGAUACCGAAGGUGUUGUGUACGGAAAGCGUGCUGCUCGGCGGACACACGACGUUCCUCUUUUUGCGGACUUUUUUGAGUAUUUACGUGGCGAACUUGGAGGGCGCGAUAGUCAAGUACAUAGUGCGGAAAGAGCCGCGCAAUUUCGUACAUCAACUGAUGAAGUGGUUCGCGGUGGCCAUUCCGGCGACUUUUAUCAACAGCAUGAUUAGGUACCUGGAGAGUCGUAUAGCGCUAAGCUUCCGCACACGACUGGUCGAGCACUCUUACAAGCUCUACUUCAAGAACCAGAGUUACUACAGAGUAACCGUGCUGGACGGUCGGUUGGACAACUGCGCCCAACGAUUGACCGACGACAUCGAAACGGUAGCCAGCACCGUGUCGCACUUGUACGGCCAAAUCACCAAACCCUGCUUCGACAUCUUACUCAUGGCGAUCGCGUUGGCGAACUUGGUGAAGUCGAGGAAUGCUAAUUUGAUAACCGGUCCGGUCAUCAUCUCCGGCGUCGUCGUGUUGUCCGCCUUACUUUUGAGGUUGGUGUCUCCGAAGUUCGGACACCUCGUGGCCCAAGAGGCCGAAAAGAAGGGUUACCUGAGGCACGUCCACGGCAGAGUGGUGAGCAACGCCGAAGAAAUCGCUUUCUACGGCGGCCACAAAGUCGAGCAGAGUCAUCUGCGUAGCGCGUACAGAAUACUGGUUCAGCACAUGGAGCAUAUGUUCGCCGUGAAGUUGUGGUUCGUGAUGCUCGAGCAAUUCCUGAUGAAAUACGUAUGGUCCGGUACCGGCAUGAUUGUGGUGUCGCUUCCCAUCCUAUUGCCGAGCAAAACCAAAUCGAAACUCAAAAGAGCCAAGCGUAACCUCUUAUCGUUACCGCUACCGACGUCUGAUGACGACAGAGCGACCGAUUUGGAACCGAUUGAAGAUUCCGUUUCGGAAAGGACUCAUUACUUUACGACUGCAAAAAACUUGCUCAUUACGGGGUCGAACGCCGUCGAACGCCUUAUGAGCAGUUACAAAGACGUCGUAGAGUUAGCUGGGCACACCGCUAGGGUAGCGAACAUGUUCAGCGUGCUGGAGGAGGCGAGCGAGGGCAUCUACCACAAGACGGUCGUCGCGAAGAAGGAAAAGAGCGGCGAGUUCGAGGUGGAAUUUAAAGGGGACCAGCCGGUCGCCAACGGCAAAGUGUUCGUGUCCAACAACGAGAUCAUUUUGAGAGACGUGCCCAUCGUUACGCCCAACUGCGACGUGGUAUGCCCGUCCCUAACUCUGCACCUAAAGCCGGGACAACACCUGCUGAUAACGGGACCGAACGGGUGCGGCAAGUCGAGCUUGUUCCGCAUCCUCAGCGGUCUGUGGCCCGUUUACGGCGGCGAGUUACACACGCCCAAGAAUUCCAUGUUCUACAUACCCCAGCGGCCGUACAUGGUCAUCGGGAACCUAAGAGAUCAGAUCAUCUACCCCGAUACGUACGCCGACAUGAUCAACAAACAGGUCACCGAGCAGGACCUGUUGAAAAUCAUGCGGAUGGUUCAUCUGGAGCACAUCGUCGAGCGGGACAGUUUCCACGAAAUCAAAGACUGGACGGACAUCUUAUCCGGCGGCGAGAAGCAGCGCAUGGCGAUCGCCAGGCUCUUCUACCACAAGCCCAAGUACGCGCUUCUGGACGAGUGCACCUCUGCGGUCUCCAUCGACGUGGAAAGCAACAUUUACCAGACCGCCAUCGACAUGGGUAUCACCUUGCUCACUAUCACGCACAGGCCGACACUCUGGAAAUUCCACACCCAUAUUCUUCAAUUCGACGGAACCGGCUACUGGGAGUUCUCCGAGUUAAACUGCGUUAACCGGCUCGACCUCAAGCGGGAAAAGGACGAACUGCUGAAAGCGCCGGACAGCCGCGAAAAGUCGGAACGUUUAGCGGAAUUAAAUAGGCAAUUAGGAGAGGAUGACGUUUAAUUUAUCUAUUUGUUAGAUUUGUGUCUCAUUGUACCGAAAGGAGUGAGGGUGGAACUGUGAUUCAUUGGAACGAGGAGUCUCCCCGGCAGAUUUUAACCCCCCCGGAGUCCUCUCGUCCAACUUAGAUUCGGCAUAACCGUUAAAAUUGUGCAGCGUCUGCAUUUAUGCGUUUGUAAAUAUCAUUAAAUUCUAUUUAAUAAAAGAAAUAAAGCGAUUGAAUGUGUUUCA